Puccinia graminis f. sp. tritici CRL 75-36-700-3 is the source of this 1204-nucleotide messenger RNA. RefSeq lists its product as uncharacterized. The transcript has 7 exons. Lineage: Eukaryota; Fungi; Basidiomycota; Pucciniomycetes; Pucciniales; Pucciniaceae. Bases 31 to 954 code for a protein of 307 amino acids. Gene Ontology annotation, molecular function: oxidoreductase activity. The record is from RefSeq and is a predicted model, not a curated record.
CCGGCGCAUGUGACAUGCUGUGUGACAUACAUGCUCACAACACUCUCCAGAUCUAACAACCUGAUCACCAUUCACCAAGCCUCAUCAAUGGUCGAACUCGACAGUGGGGCGUCUGCGUUUUCGGUACGCUCACUGGAUAACAAUAUUUCGGGCCGGCUGGCGUUGGUAACAGGGGCAAGUGGUGGAAUUGGAGCUGCUUGUGCGAGAGCAUUGGCUCAACAAGGAUGCGAUCUGGCUUUGCAUUACAAUUUGAACUCAGAAUUUACUAGCAAGCUAGUUUCGGAACUACGAGGAGAAUUUGCGAGUCAGACGUUCACGGCCCACCGAGCAGAUAUGAGUAACAGAGAAGAAACCCAGGGCUUGAUUACUUCAGUUCUUGCAGCCCACACGCAGCGCCAUGACUCGAUAGCCAUCCUCGUUUUAAAUGCUGGUCUGGCUCGGCGAAUCCGAGAUAUAGAGGAAAUCAGCUUGCAGGAUUGGGAUGAUGUCAUUCAAGUCAAUUGUACUAGUCCUUUUGUUUUAUUGAAAAAUUCUCUGGACGAUCUGGGUGGCAAGAUGCGCAAGGCUCGAUGGGGAAGAAUCAUUCUGAUCGGUAGUAUUUCGAGUAGAGGUGGAGGAAUCAAUGGGUGUCAUUACGCUGCGAGUAAAGGCGCUUUGUGCUCGAUGGGCAUGAAUCUUGCUCGGGUCCUGGCGCCCGAUAACAUCACUGUCAACUGCAUCUCUCCUGCGCUGAUCGGAGAUACUGGGAUGGUACCGGCUGUUCAACCGCCCUCACAAGACCUGAGCUCAAACGAUCAACCGCACACUCAAUUGGAUAUCGGAACAGUGCUAGCUUCAACCAUACCACUAGGACGACUGGGGCAUCCAAGUGAAGUGGCCAAUGUGGUGGUCAUGUUGGCUAAAACUGGCUAUAUGACUGGUCAGGAGAUCGUGUUGGGUGGCGGUUUACACUAAUCGUCAUCUAUCCGCUUUCUUGGAAGCGAGGGGGACCUUGAUUACUGACAAGUGUCGAUUCAGUCCUGGUGUGGUGCAGACGAAAGUUUUUUUGCGUGUUUUUAGUGAAGAAGAAGUUGUAAAUAUUGUAGCUUGAUAUCAUAGAAGAUAAGAUCAUAUAUUUGCCAAAUUUUUGCUACUGUUGUUUAUUUGGUGUACUCCUAGAAUAAAUAGUAUCUCCCUGGAGCCAAAUUGAAACCUUGAAAAGCAC